GCUCGCGGAAUUCCGCCAAGUCUCUCCCCCGGCUUCGUCGUCGUCGAUUGCUGCCCUCGCUUCCGGCUACCUCGCGAAGGGCUCUUCGUGGUCCCGAUCGAGGGAUUCGGGGACCGCGAUCGGAUUAUUCGGCGGUACUCUAUUGUGCCUCGUCACCGUUCGCGGUCGUGCCGAAGGAGAAGUUUCCCGUAAACGAUCGUCGCGACGUUGAUUAUUACUCCCACUCUGCUCCUCGUCGUUCCUGAGAGGGGAGAAGGUGGUUUCUCGAACUCCACGAGGACGUCGGAGUCUCUGUUUCUGUCGGGUUUUCGACGGGCGUCACUUUCAGCGUGUGCAUAUUCACGUUGCGCCGAUUGAUUAAUCUAGCGGCACUAGGAAGUGUCACAUCGUCGUCGCCGGUGUCCCGAAGAGUCAGUCAGGAGGCGGGAAGACAAGGCUCUUGUCGAGGAAGAGGAAGGCUGUCGCCCGGUAUUUAGUCCCGUCAGGCACCCGACCACCAGCCGGCGAUGCCUGCACCGACGUCAGCGGCGGGUGCGGCCGAGGGCGGCCCACCCCGCACCGAACUGCAGGAGUUACAGCUCAAGGCCGGUCAGACAACGGAUGAGUCUCUGGAGAGCACGAGGCGUAUGCUGGCGCUAUGCGAGGAGAGCAAGGAGGCUGGCAUCCGCACUCUGGUCGCACUCGACGACCAGGGAGAACAGCUGGACCGAAUCGAGGAGGGCAUGGACCAGAUUAACGCCGACAUGAAAGAGGCCGAGAAGAAUCUCACUGGAAUGGAAAAGUGCUGUGGCCUUUGUGUUCUUCCCUGUAACAAAGGCGCCAGCUUUAAGGAGGACGAGGGCACGUGGAAGGGCAACGACGAUGGCAAGGUCGUCAACAAUCAACCCCAACGGGUGAUGGACGACCGCAACGGCAUCGGGCCUCAGAGUGGCUACAUCGCCAAGAUUACGAACGACGCGCGCGAAGGGGAGAUGGAGGACAACAUGGGCCAGGUGAACACGAUGAUCGGCAAUCUGAGGAACAUGGCGAUCGACAUGGGCAGCGAGCUCGAGAAUCAGAAUCGGCAGAUCGACAGGAUCAAUCGCAAGGGUGAAUCGAACGAGACGAGGAUACAGGUGGCCAACGAGCGAGCCCAUCAGCUACUCAAGUAAGCGGCCGUACUCUCUGUCGACCACCCCCAUCGGCCGCCACGAGCAUCACUACCAUCACCCUCCACCACUACGACCAUCACCGACAACAACAAUACAACAAGAACAACACCGACACCACCAACAAUCAGCACAAUUUACACUCGACAGCCCACUCAAUUGUUUGCAAGCGGCUUACCUUAUUCGUGUUUCGUUCGUUGUCUCUUCAUUCGCGUCUAAAAAAGAAGACAUCAAGCUUGACGGAAACAAGCUUAAGAGAAAUAUACUUAACGUUGCCAAAAUACUUAACCCUAAACUUGACUGAGUAAGUCAUGUAAAAAAAUACGUAAUUCUGUUUUCUUACUUUAAUUUUAAAAUAGGAAUUAUGUGCAUUGUAUAUAUUUGGGUAAAUUAGAAAUGAUAUUUAAAAAUCGUCGUCAUAUAAAUGGACUUCUGAUCUUUUAGACGAUUUUUAUUUGUGUUAUCUCUUGUGGUGUCUCUUCUAACUUGCGCGUUAACCGCAAUCCGCUAAUUGCAAUCCGCUUUACAAACAAUGCAGCUCAGGAAAAAUUUAUGUAAAAAAAUAAACGCUGAAUUUGUUGUCAUAUUGGUGAGUACUGUUGUAUAAUGUAUCUCCUUUGUAAAAUAAUUCUUUGAGUUCUACUCCCUUAGUUUCUGCUGCAAGUUUAGGGUUAACGCGAGAUCGAGUCACGGAUUUGGAGAUUGAAUUUGAUUUUUGAUUUGAAAUUCGAGUAUUUCCGUCUAAUUUUCCUAAUUUAGGCAUCCGAGGACAUCCGGUGUAAUUUUCGAUCAAAGAUACACUUCAACCAUUGUUACAUGAACAGAAAUAAAAUUUAAUCUCCGAAACACGGGCUCUUUAAUUUUUUACCAUAGCCGCAAUAAUUUGCCGAUGAAGCCUAAAGUAUUCGAAACGAAUCACUUCGAGGCAGAUAAUCGGCAAUAAUCGGCGGAUAAAAUCGGAUAUUAAAAUAUAGAAUUUCUAAUUUAAGACCAGCAGUUUCAUUGUAACGAUCACAAUAAAGUGCCGAUGGAAUUUUUCUCUAGCGUGGCAGAAAUUUCGGGUAUCGUGUAGUUUAAAAAGCGGAACUGUGAAAUUUAAUCUCUGUUUUAAAAGCGAGCACAGCUUCGUUCUUUGUCGACAGGAUUAACAUUAACUUUAACUGUAAAAUUUAAAUUAGAAAGAAAAAAAAAUAUAUAUAUAUCUCGUUAAUUACACAUAUAUACGUACACGUACACGUAUUCGAGAUUAAAUGCACACGACAGUGCAACGAUUAAUCAAUUUUCUUCUUGGUUCAAUCGACUCCGGAGAGGAAUUAUAUUGAAAAGACGAGACGAGAGGAAGCAACAGUAUCACAGUACAAAAACAUUACACUCAUCUCCCUUUGACGAGAAAAAUUACUAAUAUUCUCGUACAAGCAAGCUCGUGCAAGCUUUACUUAUUAUCUCGUUAUAUAUUUAUCACUCUCCGAUUAUAAAUCGCGCUCGAGAGAGCUAUAUUCAACGAUAGCUGAUAUUUUAUCUAUACGCACGCGAGAAAAGCGACAUACUUAAUCUCCCUCUCUUGAAUUUUCCCGAGUUUUCUCCGCGAAGGGCCUUGUUGUUUUCCUUUCCCUUCCAUAUAAAAAAAAAAAUUUUUAAUCGAUUAUACAUGCACAUAUAUACACACACACACAUUCCCGAACUCAAUCUCGAGUAAUCUCGAAAGCGUUUCGGAAUUCUAUCGGGUGUCCCACCCGGAUCCGCGUGCGAGGAACGCGCAAAGAGAGAUCGGUGACACUUGGAGGAGGAAGGGAGUGGAAUCGCGUGCGGAGGACGAAGGAGCACAGGACGAGAAAGAGAAAAAAAAA
Molecule: messenger RNA, 2995 nt
Organism: Formica exsecta
Lineage: Eukaryota; Metazoa; Arthropoda; Insecta; Hymenoptera; Formicidae
Gene: Snap25
Product: synaptosomal-associated protein 25
Exons: 7
Coding region: 507-1151 (214 amino acids)
Biological process (GO): exocytosis; synaptic vesicle priming; synaptic vesicle fusion to presynaptic active zone membrane
Cellular component (GO): plasma membrane; SNARE complex
Molecular function (GO): SNAP receptor activity; syntaxin binding
Source: RefSeq, a predicted model, not a curated record